Molecule: messenger RNA, 1844 nt
Organism: Cynara cardunculus var. scolymus (artichoke)
Lineage: Eukaryota; Viridiplantae; Streptophyta; Magnoliopsida; Asterales; Asteraceae
Product: serine/threonine-protein kinase STN8, chloroplastic
Exons: 5
Coding region: 14-1522 (502 amino acids)
Biological process (GO): protein phosphorylation
Molecular function (GO): ATP binding; protein kinase activity
Source: RefSeq, a predicted model, not a curated record
CAAACAUUCAACAAUGGCUUCUUCUACCAUGCUUUCUUCAACAACUCUCAAACUCUGUUCCAACUUCAUUUGUUUUUCCCCUUCAAAACCCACUUUACCCAACAACAUUUUCCCAUUCACACCUCAUUUAAGGAGAAAUCCGUUAAAACUCAAUGCAUCUUUCAAUGAAAUAUCCGAUGAUUUAUUAGAAAACACACUUCAUUUGGACCAAUUCCCGAUUUUCAAAUCUGGGUAUGCUCAGUUUCAGCGAAUUACAGAGGAUUUACCGGAGACUGAAAAAUGGGGAGUUUUGGCUUUUGCUGGUUUUGUUUGGAUUUACUUAACUGCUAGGCCUGGUGUUCUGAUUGGUGCCAUUGAUUCAUAUAUUCUAGCUCCUGCACAGAAGGUGUUUGAUGGUUUGUCUGGGAGAAGGAGCUUGAAGAGGACGGAUUUCUUGAUUGGAGAUAAGUUGGGAGAAGGGUCAUUUGGAGUUGUUUAUUCAGGUGUGGUGAUUCCUAAGAAUGUUACAGUGGAGGAAAGUGCCAGGAUGACUGGGAGUAGGAGGAGGCAGCUUGAAAAGGAUCCAAGGUUUAAAGAAAAGGUCAUUCUUAAACAGGUAAAAGUUGGAGUUGAAGGUGCUAUAGAAUGUGGUGAUUUUGAAGAGUGGUUUAACUACAGAUUAUCUCGAGCAGCUCCUGAGACAUGCGCUGAAUUUCUUGGGAGUUUUGUUUCUGAUAAAACUAAUUCAAGAUUCACAAAGGGUGAGAAAUGGCUUAUAUGGAAAUUUGAGGGAGAUAGAGACCUUGGUGAUUACAUGAAAGAUCGUAUUUUCCCUUUGAACUUGGAGUCGCUCAUGUUUGGUCGUGUCUUACAAGGACUUGAAUCUAUAGAGCGAAAUGCAUUGAUAAUCAAACAGAUAAUGAGGCAAAUAAUUUCUUCGCUGAAGAAAAUACAUGACACUGGCAUUGUUCACCGGGAUGUAAAACCAGCCAACUUAGUGGUAACUAAAAAGGGACAGAUCAAACUUAUCGAUUUUGGUGCAGCCACGGACCUACGGAUUGGAAAGAACUAUGUGCCCAACCGGGGUCUUCUUGAUCCUGAUUAUUGCCCACCAGAACUCUAUGUGCUACCAGAAGAAACACCAUCUCCACCUCCAGAACCAGUUGCAGCUCUUCUUUCUCCAAUACUUUGGCAGCUAAACAGUCCUGAUCUGUUUGACAUGUAUUCUGCUGGGAUAGUGCUAAUGCAAAUGUCCAUUCCAACCUUAAGGUCUAGUGCAGGCUUAAAGAACUUCAAUCUUGAACUAAAAAAGGUGGAUUACGACUUGAAAAGGUGGAGGGAGAAAACCCGAUCUAGACCCGACAUAACUGUUCUUGAUCUGGAUUCAGGUAGAGGGUGGGACUUGGCCACAAAGCUUAUUUCAGAACGUGGUUCACUUCGUAGGGGUCGCCUAUCAGCUUCAGACGCUCUGAGGCAUCCAUAUUUCUUGUUGGGUGGUGAUCAAGCGGCUUCUGUUCUUUCAAAGCUCAGCUUAUCCAAAUAGAAAGUCAAAUCGGCAAGUAUACACACCAUAUAUCUUCGAUUAGCCAGGAGAUUGGUUCAUUGGAUUUCAUUCUAAAGAUGAGAUAUUCUUCUGUUAGCCUCUGAUUUCUGGUAAAUCUGCUGUAACUUCUUCGCUUCUGUAAAGCUUUCUUACAAGGUGCGUCAAUAAUACUUCUUGAAAACCUUCUCUGGAACUCCAAAAUCAGAAAAAGGUGGGAUCAUAAUUUAUAGCAGAAGCAUUAAUGCAAGAUAAUAUAAUCUCUCCCUAUUACGUUAAUGAAGUGCAAUGUUUUACAAACUAGCUGAAAAGCUAGUUGUUAAUC